UGGUACGUCAAUACUAUGAAGUGCAAGUAUACGACGAGUUUGUGAUAAGUGGUAACACAGCAGUGAUCAAGUGCCAUGUUCCUUCCUUUGUUCGGGAUUACGUGAGCGUCACAUCUUGGAUCAGAGGAAACGGCGAGAGGAUAGUUUCAGAUGUAUUAAUAGGUGGACGAUAUUCCGUAUUCGCAACAGGGGAACUUCACAUCCGUCAUGUCACCAAAGCCGACGAGUUCCAAUCAUAUCAUUGUGAAACUCAGCACAUUCUGACAGAUGAAACCACAGUCUCCGCUCUUGCUGGCAGAUGGCACCGAGUAAAUCGAAAAGAGGAGGUUCCGGUAGUACAAGAUGGCCGCAUUAAGCAAGUGGGAGGAUCUCUGCUCAUACGGCAAGUCACGUCUGCAGAUGCUGGAAAAUAUGUAUGUGUGGCAUCAAGCAGUGUUGGCUCAGAAAGAACACACACAACACUAGAGGUUUGGGCUCCGCUGACUGCUCACAUAACCCCUCAAGUGCAGACUGUUGAUGUAGGGAACAUUGCUACUUUCAAGUGCUCACCAGAGGGAUUUCCCCAAGACAGCAUUUUAUGGUUUAAGGACGGCAAACGCUUAGAGGUGACCGGCCGUGUUCGGGUGGAGGGUCAACGCACCGUUGUAGUGGAGGACGUUCGUCGAGAGGAUCGAGGGAUGUAUCAGUGCCUUGUAAAGAACUUAGAAGACACAGCUCAGGGGUCCGCUCAACUCAAACUCGGCGAUGCGUCUCCACAGUGGAGGAGUACAAGCGGCCCAAAAGUUGUAUCCCCGGGAGCAACUGUGAUGCUAAUGUGUGCUGUGCAGGGCUCUCCUCCGCCCGCUAUCACAUGGACGCUGCAAGGCCAGCCUGUUCCUAAUAACGACCCCAGGAUCAAGCAUUCAGAAAAGUACCACCGCAAAUAGAUGAGAGGAUGUUUUCCCUUGGGUCUGGCUUCCCUGCAAAGUCGCGAGCAAGGAUUAUGUGUGUUGUUGAACGGGGAGACUUACCUUUAUCAUUCACCUGGACGCACGACGGCCGCCCAAUAACACCAGGACCAAGCACAUCUAUUCGAUCACUCGAUGAAGUUACAAGCGUCUUAUUGUUCACUUCACUUCGAGAAGAGGAUGGUGGCAAAUAUACUUGCACAGCUACAAAUGCAGUUGCUUCGGACUCUCGAACUGUAGAACUUGUUGUGAAAGUUGCUCCAACCUGGAAGGUAGAGCCAGAGGAUGCGUCAGUUGUUGUUGGAGAAGACUUGUUGCUGCCUUGUGCCGCCAACGGGUCUCCGACGCCCACGAUCACAUGGCGCAGGGCGGAAGGCGCUGUUCCAAGGCAAUACCGUCCUGUGACUUCCCUAGGAGAUAAUGUCAGAGUGAGUUCUAACAGCAGCCUAAUGGUGCAGAACAUCAAAAGGAACCAGGGAGGAGAGUUUCUGUGCAGUGCUUCCAAUGAUGUUGGGUCAGAUCUUUCUAAAUCUAUACGAGUUACUGUAAGAGUGCCACCACAGUUUGAAGAACAUGAAGAGAAUGUCACUGUGUCAGCCGGGCGAAGUGCAAUAUUGAAAUGUGAAGCUUACGGUGAUCUUCCAAUAACUGUUACAUGGACAACUGGCAAUCCAGCUUCAAGGAUUCUUGGAUGAAUGUUGGCCGCAUGAAGACCGUAGAAGUAAGCAAGCCUAUUGCCCGCAUAGACGACCUAAUGCCCGCUCAGGCCUACUUAGUUCGAGUAGUGGGAAUCAACAGUGUUGGCGCCUCCAAGCCAAGCCCGGAGGUGCGCAUUUCAACAGCUCACGAACCCCCGACAGCCACGCCGACCAGUGUCCGAAUCAUACCGCUUUCUUCCACAAGUUUAAGGGUUACAUGGCAGCCUCCAGACACAGUCAUGGCGCAGAGAGCGAGUCUUGGCUAUUACGUUGGCUAUAAAGUGGCCAAUUCAUCGGAGCCGUUCCGUUACCAGAAUCUAGAUCCUUCACCAACCAUCGUCUACCGACCUGAGGUUACACUGAAGUCCCUACAGAAAUUCACGAGUUACGAGGUUACCGUUCAAGCUUUUAACUCUGCCGGAGCCGGGCCACGAACAUCACCAAUCACAUCUACGACGGAGGAGGAUGUUCCUAGUGAAGCACCACGCGACGUCCACUGCAGCAGUUUGUCGUCAACAUCUAUCCUUGUCCGCUGGACACCACCGCCUCCUACUUCGCUGCAUGGUAUUCUUCAAGGCUACAAGCUAGUUUACAGGUCACUUCACCGAAACAGAUUCUUCCAUCCUGAUGAUGUGAGUGAGAAAACUGUUGUAACUUUGUCAUCAUCACUACAAGGCUUAGAUCGAUACACUAAUUAUAGUGUCAUGGUCGCAGCUUACACAAGAAGAGGAGAUGGUGUUCGAUCUGACCCGGUGCACUGCGUCACAGAGGAAGACGUUCCUGGGCCUGUCGAAUCUGUGAAAGCACUACCUGUUGAUGAUCAGAGUGUUCUGGUGGCAUGGCGCCCUCCCAAAUCGCCCAACGGAGUUAUUACAAAAUACUCGGUGCAUCUUAGUCACCCGCAUCAACAGGAUCCCUCGAGAACAUCGUGGGGCAGCAACAGCGGAGGAAGUGGGUCAUGGUCCGUCUCAGAUUCACGCAGCCCUUCAGGUUCAUCAUGGGAAAGCAGAAGAUCUACUGGCAAUGAUGACAACAUAGGCCGCUCGUGGGUGGUGUCAGGUUCCGAGCGUCAGUAUCUGGUGUCAGGCCUUGUAUCAGCCAACACCUACGGAUUCACUGUCCGAGCUUCGACAUCAGUAGGUGAAGGACCUACAGGCAGGAUGGUCAUUCAAAGGCCACGAAAAGAUGCCCCAGCUGCCAUUGCCUCAUUUUCUGAUAAAACAACAGCUGUCUGGGGAGAGGAAAUGCGCCUUGCAUGCCGAGUUGUUGGAAAUCCCACACCAACUCGAACCUGGACAUUCAAUGGGAAAGUGAUAUCCUCCAAUAACCAAAGAAUGAAGGAAUACCCGGACGGAAAUUUGCUAAUAACUGAAGUGAAGUCGCAAGACACUGGAAACUAUACCUGCACAGCGUCUAACAUUCACGGCUCUGAUGUUAUCACUUAUACACUCACUGUUCAAGUUCCUCCAUCGCCGCCACUUGCUUAUGUGUCAGAUGUCACUUCCACUACACUGACUGUUCGUUGGCGGACAACUAAUAAUGGCGGCGCUCUAAUCCUAGGAUAUUAUCUUUACGAAAAACGUGAGUUUGGUGAAUGGCGUCGUAUAGAAGUGCCUGCUGUAGCAGACUCCUACACAUUAACUGGACUUCAGUGCGGCACACGGUACCAAGUCUAUAUUACUGCCUACAACCAUGUGGGAGCAUCGCAACCGAGUGAUGCCAUUCCUACUAAAACACUGGGCCGAG
Messenger RNA from Penaeus monodon (black tiger shrimp), 3391 nucleotides. RefSeq names its product Down syndrome cell adhesion molecule-like protein Dscam2. Gene Ontology annotation, biological process: axon guidance; homophilic cell-cell adhesion; dendrite self-avoidance. Lineage: Eukaryota; Metazoa; Arthropoda; Malacostraca; Decapoda; Penaeidae. Gene Ontology annotation, cellular component: axon; plasma membrane. Gene Ontology annotation, molecular function: cell-cell adhesion mediator activity. The record is from RefSeq and is a predicted model, not a curated record.